AUGGCAGUGCCAUUAUAUAGGAGCUAUCUCAUUAAAGGUAUUAAAUUCAACAUCAAGGCACAAGAUGAUGUGCGGACAACUCAAAAUAGUGGAGUUUAUUUACUUGCACAUACUAUGCAAGUUGCUAGUGCCAAGGAUAAAAACCCAAUUCUCUCAAAUAUGGGUUUCUAUGGUGUCAUUCAAGAAAUUUGGGACCUUGACUACCAAAAGUUUACAAUCCCAGUCUUUAGGUGUGAUUGGAUUGAUAAUACUUCUGGUCUUGUAGUGGACGAACUUGGAUUUACCCUUGUAGAUUUGAGUAAAAUUGGACAUAGGAAUGACCAAUUUGUUUUGGCUUCUCAAGUCAAACAAGUAUUUUUUGUUGACGACCCGAUGCAUCGUGGUUGGUCGGUAGUGUUAUCAAUGCCUAAUAGAGAAUAUAAUGAUGUUAUUGGUGAUGAUGUCUUAGGUGAUGUGAGAAUUGAGUGUGAGCCAUUUACUAGGGGGAUGCCAAAUGUUGACACAUUUGAUGAAGUGGUGGUUGAGUUAGGGAGUCAAAAUAUUCGAGAUGGGUGUGAAGAUAUAUGGGUUGAAUGA
Messenger RNA from Prunus armeniaca (apricot), 576 nucleotides. Lineage: Eukaryota; Viridiplantae; Streptophyta; Magnoliopsida; Rosales; Rosaceae. The record is from the annotation of a GenBank genome assembly.